This is a messenger RNA of Cicer arietinum (chickpea), 1762 nucleotides long. RefSeq names its product putative F-box/FBD/LRR-repeat protein At1g78760. Gene Ontology annotation, molecular function: protein binding. NCBI's taxonomy places the organism in Eukaryota, Viridiplantae, Streptophyta, Magnoliopsida, Fabales, Fabaceae. The record is from RefSeq and is a predicted model, not a curated record.
UGUUUUAUUUGCUCCAUCGCUACAGCACAACAGAUUCUUCAAUUCUCGACGAAAACUCUCCUCUCCUCUCCUCUCCUUUCAAAAUCAAAAUCUAAAAUAUAAACUAUAAACCCUAGAAAACGUGAAUUUAAACUGUUGCAACUUGCAAUCCAUUCUACUCCUUUCCCCAUCGUUCCAAAUUCAUACCACAUCUACUUCAACUCAAAUCAAAAACUGCAAGGUACUUAUCGGAAUGUCUAAUUCAGCUUAUGAGAUUAUGAUUCCGCCGCCGGCGAAGAAAGUUAAACUCAAUGAAAUUGAAAAUGAAGACAGACUCAGUGACUUACCCGACUGCAUUAUCCUUCACAUACUCUCUUUUAUCAAAACCAAACAAGCUGUUCAAACUUGCGUUCUGUCUUCCAGAUGGAAAGAUCUCUGGAAACUUAUUCCUGUUCUUAUAUUCUAUUCUUCCGAUUUUGGAGCUUACAAGAAAUUCACCAGACUCGUGUCUAAGGUUUUAUCUCUUCGCGAUUCCUCUAUCUCACUGCACGCUCUCGAUUUUAAGCGUAGUAAUGAUCGUUUCGAGCCUAACCUCAAAAGGAUUGUAAACUACGCUAUUUCACACAAUGUACAACGGUUAAGACUCUAUUUCAACGGUGACAUUGCACAAAUUCCACCUACCUUAUUUUCAUGUCACACUUUAACAUAUCUUAAGCUUUUUAUUUACCCUGAUCAAGGUCAUAAAACACCAUUUCCAAAAUCUCUUGAUUUGCCGGCGUUAACUUGCUUGAAACUAGGACAUUUUGAAUUUUGCGUUGGCGAUGAUGACCGUGCCGAGCCAUUUUCGAAAUUUAAUAGAUUGAAUAGUUUGUCCAUUUCCAGUUGCACUGUGAGGGGUGGAAAAACCCUUUGCAUAUCAAGUGCGACGCUCGUCAAUUUAACUAUGUAUAAUUACAGAUACAACUUUUACAAGAUUGAGCUAUGUACUCCGAAUCUUUGUACAUUUGUUUUUACUGGUGCUCCUUACCAGAGACUUUUUGGAAGCAAUGUUUCUUCCCUUAAACAUGUAGUUAUUGAUGCGGUAGUCAUUCCAUAUGAUUCAGAGCCUCCUUUGUUUCUUAUUAGUUGGCUGCAAGAGUUUGCUAAUAUAAAAUCAUUGACUGUCACUGCAACUACUCUUCAGGUUCUCUCCUUAUUUCCUGAUCUGUUGAAGAUUAAGCUCCCUUCCUUGAAUAACUUGAAGUCGUUGAAAGUGAAAAUGGAAGAAAUUUCAUAUGGAUUUCGCUUGACACUGAGGGAUGCCAAGUUACGGAAAGCCAAGUCACAGAAAGAGGCUGCUUGGAUACGAAAAGCCUUUAAGGCAGGGUUGGAACCAUCGUCACUGAUACCUGAUGGAGUAGUGGACUUCUUGCUUCAAAAUUCACGCUCUGCAGAAGUUGAUUUUGUAGAUCGGUCAAAGAAACCUCUUGAAUAGAGACAUUUGUAAUUGGUUUUUUUCUUGUUUACUUCUCUUUUUGUGCUUCCCGAGGUUUCUUAGGUUGUGGGCCAUAAUUAAUUAGUGGAUAAAUUACAAGCCUCUUGGGUAAAUAAAUAAAUUUGGCCAUUUAUAUUAUCACAGGAUUGUGUCUAGUCUCAACUUAAGUGGAUGCUUUAUAGCAAGGAUUAUAUUGCUUGUUGGUACUCUUUGAAACUGUGUUUGUGCACGUGUGCGCGUAGCUUCUUUAAUCAUUUGUAGCACGAAUUUGAAAUCUAUUCUAGCUUAUAGUUGGUUCACAGCCUGAUA